AUGCCGUUCGGUUUUCCAUCUGAAGAUGCGCAGCAGCAUCUGCAAUGGCUGCAGGCUAUCAAGGGAUCGUCCACGUCAGCAGGCGAAGCGACAGCUGCGGAGGCGGACCUUCGAGAGAUGAGUGGCGAGGUGGUGAGCAGCAACCCAUACAGUCGUCUCAUGGCCCUGCAGCGCAUGGGCAUCGUGCACAACUACCAAGACAUCCGAAAAUACACUGUCGCUAUUGUGGGCGUGGGAGGAGUGGGCAGUGUGGCGGCGGAGAUGUUGACGCGGUGUGGCAUCGGCCGCUUGCUGCUGUACGACUAUGACAGCGUGGAGCUCGCCAACAUGAACCGCCUCUUCUUCCGCCCCGACCAGGUGGGCAUGACCAAGACAGACGCUGCAGUGCAAACGCUCCAAGGCAUCAACCCGGAUGUGGGCCUUGAGAGCUACACGAUCAACAUCACGACGGUGGAAGGGUUUGAGCGGUUCACCGCGAGUCUCACUCACCCGUCGGAGCGCAGCAAGAGCCGCGUAGACCUGGUGCUGUCGUGCGUUGAUAACUACGAGGCGCGCAUGGUCGUCAACCAGGCGUGCAACGAGCUGAAGCAGGUGUGGAUGGAGUCGGGAGUGUCAGAGGACGCAGUAUCAGGCCACAUCCAGCUGCUCAUCCCAGGAGAAACUGCCUGCUUCGCUUGCGCUCCUCCUCUGGUGGUGGCAUCGGGCGUGGAUGAGCGCACGCUGAAGCGUGAGGGCGUGUGUGCAGCGUCACUGCCCACCACCAUGGGCAUCAUUGCAGGGCUGCUCGUGCAGAACACCCUCAAGUUCCUCCUGCGCUUCGGAUCUGUCACGCCCUACCUUGGCUACAGUGCGCUCAAGGAUUUCUUCCCCACCAUGCGCAUGCUGCCCAACCCCCACUGCUCCAACGACAUGUGCUGCAAGCGACAGGCUGAGUACGAGGCUGACAGGCCCAGGCGAGAGGCAGCCGAGGCAGCAGCGGCGGCGGCAGCAGCAGAGGAGGAGAAGCUUAAGGAGGCGGUGCCAGUGCAUGCUGAGAACGAGUGGAGCAUCAGUGUGGUUGAGGACGAUGCCCCGGCUGCAUCGACUGCUGCAUCGGCAUCACCAGCAGCAGCGCCAUCAUCUUCGCAAGCAGAGCAGCUGCCAGAGGGCCUCCUGCGCUCCUUGCCACAAGCAGACGAGGUGGCUGAUUCUGCAUCAGCGGAGGAUGUGGUGUCAGUACCUGCAGAGGCAGAUUUGGAUGACCUGCAAAGCCAGCUUGCCGCACUUAUGGGCACUAAAUAA
Closterium sp. Naga37s-1 is the source of this 1281-nucleotide messenger RNA. The record is from the annotation of a GenBank genome assembly. NCBI's taxonomy places the organism in Eukaryota, Viridiplantae, Streptophyta, Zygnematophyceae, Desmidiales, Closteriaceae.